Messenger RNA from Strongylus vulgaris, 561 nucleotides. The record is from the annotation of a GenBank genome assembly. Lineage: Eukaryota; Metazoa; Nematoda; Chromadorea; Rhabditida; Strongylidae.
AUGCCAGGAAAAUUAGGCAGAGAGAAAGGCCAACAUCUUCGACCAUUUUUGCUAACGGUACUGGCCAACACAUUGUUUGCACAGGAGAAAGUGGAGUUUGAGGAGAAAAUUCAAGCGUCUGAUAAUAGCAGCUUAUCGUCUAUGAGUAUGGCAGCCGAUUAUUGUCAUACAUUCUACAAUCCACUUUUUGGAAAUAAUUGCCAAGGAUGUCGUGUUGCUGAGGAAAAUAAUGAUGUCAUACAAAUGUGGACAAGAAGCUUAACUGAUGGACUUUCGUUGCUCUUUUUUACGACCAUGGCUGGCACAUCGCAGUUAAUUUUGGAUAUCUUGGCUAGUAUCAGAAUGCUUUGUCGAAAUACUAUUGAUAGUCUGAUGAAACAUUUGCUGAGAAGAAUGUUCGAUUCCAUACUCAAUGAGCGAAAUUUCGUAAUGUUUCUUCAUUUCAUACAAACUGCUAUCUUCCUUUCUGACGGAUCGGUACCCUCUGAUCAGGAGAAAAAUCUACGCGAGGAAUUGGCGAUUAGACGAGUUUUGGAAUUUGCGCAGGAAGAGGUAAUUUAG